Messenger RNA from Parnassius mnemosyne (clouded apollo), 816 nucleotides. Lineage: Eukaryota; Metazoa; Arthropoda; Insecta; Lepidoptera; Papilionidae. The record is from the annotation of a GenBank genome assembly.
AUGACCCACGUAUUUUCGUUCGUAGAAUUGAAGAAAGAAAGGGAAUACCCAAAAGCACAUCACAUCGUAUUUUACAAAGAUCCGAAAUGCAUCCGUUUCACGUACAACGAGUUCAAAAUUCUUCCUCGAGAUUAUCCUGAAAGGAUUUCAUUUUGUAGAACAAUGCUACAGAGGCAUAAUGAAAAUCCCCAAUUCAUCCAAAAAAUUCUCUGGUCAGAUGAAUCUACAUUUAAAAAAGAUGGUUACAUAAACUUAAACAAUUUUCACGAGUGGCAUGUGGCGAAUCUACAUUUAAUGCGAGAAAACAGAUUCCAGUAUCGCUUUAAAGUAAACUUGUGGACCGGAAUUUUAAACGGCAAAAUUGUUAGGGCUUUUGAGCUGCUUGACAUCUUGAAUGGCACGAAUUACCUACAUUUUUUACGAGAAAAUUUACCAACUUUGUUAGAGGACGUACCACUAACAGAUCGUCGCCACAUGUGGUAUCAACAAGAUGGUUACCCAGCGCAUUACGCAGUGCAAGUAAGAGAUUUCCUUGACCAGGAAUAUCCGGGAAGGUGGAUUGAACGUUCAGGCACUAUCUCGUGGCCAGCCCGUUCCCCAGAUUUAAAUCCCCUGGAUUUUUUAAAUUGGGGCGUUCUCGAAGAAAAAGUUUAUUCAAAGCCCAUUGACAGCGUAGCUGAGCUGCGUGAACGAAUUUCUCAAGCUGCUGAGGACAUCAACUAUCGAGGAUAUGCCCGACUAAUAACUAGAUCUUUUUUAAUAAGAUCUAGGGCGUGUAUUGAGGCUGAUGGUAAACAAUUUGAACAUUUAUUGUAA